This is a messenger RNA of Hydractinia symbiolongicarpus, 3873 nucleotides long. RefSeq names its product glutamate receptor ionotropic, NMDA 2B-like. Bases 445 to 2595 code for a protein of 716 amino acids. The record is from RefSeq and is a predicted model, not a curated record. Gene Ontology annotation, cellular component: plasma membrane. The transcript is spliced from 5 exons. Gene Ontology annotation, molecular function: glutamate-gated receptor activity. Lineage: Eukaryota; Metazoa; Cnidaria; Hydrozoa; Anthoathecata; Hydractiniidae. Gene Ontology annotation, biological process: monoatomic ion transport.
AAAUAUAAAAUAUGUUUCAAAUAAUUAAAAUUUACACGAACGUGACAUGACAAAUACGUUGAUUGCAAUGUGACAGAUUAAAAGCGACAUAAAAUAUAAAACAUGACGUUGAUGUAAUUCUGUUUAGUCAAGUGAAACAUCUUUAAGAUUUUAUCACGUUUAUGUUAAUAUACGACACGUCUUUCUACCUUUAGCAACUCUGUCUCAUUUGGAAUAUCAAUGCUAUUCGUCUUUAGUAUGAAAAGACAGCCCUUUGUUAUGAAUUAUUCAUCACUAGUGUUUUAAAUUUGAAAAUAUGAAGCGAAAAGAAUUCUUUGAAUGUUAUUUUGUUCGCACGUACUACAGGACUAAUACAUAAUUAAUCAAAAAAAACUUACUACCAUUACUGGCAAAUCAGUUCGCGUAUAGUAAGAUGUGGGAAAACUAGUCCAAUGAAUUAUCAAAAUGAAAUUUUCAAUAACUUUCGCUACGAUAUUAGUCUUCAUAAAUUGUCAGCUUUCUGUAAUGUCAUCACAUUUUUACAGUGACAAUUCAUUGUCUGCAAUACUACAAAAAUUUCACACAAUUCGAGAUAACAAUGAUUCAACUUCAACAGUACUAGAAACCAAAAAAGAUGAGGAAUCAAAGAUAUUAAAUUUGUAUCAGAAGCACAUUGGUGGUAUAUUGCUCAAUACUACGAUAUCAGACAACAAUGUUUGCAUCAUUCCAAUUUUGCAGAGAUAUUUCAACCUCAACGUUCUGCUUGUACUGGACAAGGGAAACAAUCAACAUAUCCAGACCUAUUUUCAAAAUCAAAGCAUAUACAAUACCUACGAUUUUGACAAAAGAAUUAAUAACACAAAUCUUGCUAAAGACGUUUACACCUGGAAGGCAUCUGGCUUUAAGAUGUUCAUUCUUUUGUGUUCAUUGCAGUGUAAUUUAGCAUUAAUGAACAUGGCUAUUACUGCUGAAAUGCUGGAUAAAGGUUUUGUAUGGAUAACCAGCCAAAAAGAGUUAGGAAUCCUUGAGGCAGAUCAUCCAGCACACAUCUUUUAUGUCGAUCUAAACCUCAAUGGUAACUCAUUAACGCCUGGUUGCGAUUUCAUUUCAGAUUUCAACAAAUUCAGAAUAAAAGGAGAAAAACUCAUUUCAUACCAUACCGAAAAAUCUCGAUUGCUACCUGAAUUGUUUGCUUUAAAUCAACUGCGAUGGAUUCUUUUAACUCGAACAGAAAGACUAUCAACUAUUAUAGACUUUGCAGAAUCAAAAAAGCAAGGUAACAAAAAAGCAAUUAUAAAGACCGUCACCAUUAUUGAGCCUCCUUUUAUUGUCUUUGCACCGCAUUUUCCUGACAAAUACUCCGAUAAGUGUGAAGUCGGCAAAAUCUGCUGGGAAUACCAAUUCCGAAAUCACUCUAAAGUCCGAGUACCACGUUGCUGUAAUGGUUUGUGUAUAGAAUUACUUGAUCUUAUUGAAUUAGAAAUAGACAUAUCCACGGAUUUGUAUAUUGUUGAAGAUGGUGCCUACGGAACAGAACUUAAUGGAACGUAUAACGGACUGGUUGGAGAUCUUUUGAAAGGGAAAGCAGAAUUAAUACUGGCUCCAUUAACGAUGUAUGCGACAAGAGCUGAAAGAAUAGCAUUCUCAGAACCUUUCAGAUUAAAUGGUGUAGCAAUUGCCACAAUGGCGCAAAAAAUUGAAUACUCUUUUUUUAGUUUGGAAGUUUUUUCGCCCCUUACCGCUCAAUUAUGGUCAGUCACGUUCUUAACUGCUCUCUUUGCAAGUAUAAUUCUAUCAUACAUCGAGUAUUGUCUCCACGAGAAAAAACGGUUUUAUCCAUGGUCAGAGAGUAUAUUAUACCACAUUGGACUGGUGUUUCAGCGGGAUAUGGGUGGGCAAAAUCCCACUCAUGUCAGUACAAGAGUUGUUGGAAUUUCUGUUGCUAUAUUUAUGAUGAUACUGAUGUCUUCGUACACAGCGAUACUGACAGCAAACAAAGUGAUGAAUCCUUAUUUUUUUCCUAUUAAAGGGCUUAAAGACGAAAGGGUUACUAACCCUUCAAGUGAGUUUAAAUUUGGAACUCUGAAAAAUUCUGGUAUAUCACAAAUGUUUCGAGAUAGCAAUAAGCCUGAGUGGAGAUCCAUGUAUAAUCAUAUGAAAGAGUUCAAUUUCAUUGACACCGUUAAAGCACUGGACGAUCUCAGAGCGGGAAAAUUAGACGCCAUAAUCCAUGAUGCUGCUGUAUUGAAAUAUUAUAGUAAUAAGGAUGUCCAAUGUAAUAUUCAUAUGGUGGGAGAAAUUAUACCAGAUGGUGGUUAUGCAUUUGCUGCAGCCAAAGAGUCAGCACUUCUGAGGGGAAUAACAAGAAGUAUUCGAAAAUAUAAAUCUAAGGGAAUGUUGGAGAGAUUAGAUAAACGCUGGUUUCAUAACAACUGUGGAACUGGUAAAAAAACUGAUCACAUUGAACAGGCCGAUAUAUAUUCUUUUGGGGGAUUAUUUGUUGUAAUGGUUGCGGGAAUAUUAUUUUCGUUUGUUUUGUUUAUAAUGGAAUAUAUGUGGUUGAAAGUUAAAAAAGCCAAGAUAACUAACAAAGUUAUGCAGAUGCAGGGAAGUUAAAGAAAAUUAAGAUGCUAUUAUGAAGAUGAAGUCCUUCGUGGUUAAUAAUUAAUAUUGCUCAGUUUAUUUAUGCAUAGGUUAGGAGGAAUGCACAACACGUUUUUGAUAAGAAACCAAGCAACCGAUCAACUGGUAAAAGUUUUUUAAAUCUGAAGGUCAUUAUACUGUAUUAAGUGUCUUAAAGUUUCUUAAUUUAUAUACAAGAAAAAUUGAAAUAAUUCCUUUGCCUUUUAUUGAUCAUCUGAAAUAAUAUCUGUACAGUUGAAAUCGUCAAUUUUAAAUAGUCUUUCGAUUUGUUAGGAUAACUUACCUAAUUUUUUGUUAUACGUGCUGAUAAUACCUGAAAAACAGUAUCUUUCGGAAAAUUGUACAUUUUUACAAUCAUUUUCUUAUAAAGUGGUUUCUUAUAUAAAAAAAACGUGUCUUAGACAUAUUGAGAGAUUGAGAGUUAACAGUAAAUAUAAUAAAAUUUGACAGUUUAGUAUUUGUGGUCAAUACAACGUUUUUAUAUAUAUGUAGACCUUGUUUUAUAUAACGUAAGUUCCAUAUAUAAAUGUUUUGUAUACACGCGUUUUUUAUAAGAAUACUGUUUCUUCUUUUCAACAUGAAUUAUUUUAACUUUUGUGCAAAUAUGUCCCUAAUAUAUUUAUAGCAUAUUCUUAGCACAUUUUGCUAAGAUUGGUAAAUUUGAGAAUGCGAACUGGCGUAAAAAAUCACACAGUUCUGUUGUUUAAGCCUUAUUAAACUGACAGACAGACAAAUAGAUUAUAUGGGGGAAAAUACUUUAAAUGAAACCUAAGAAAAGACAUGUCAUAUCACUGAUUUUAUAACAUUGUAUGUAUAUAUUUCUAAAAAAUUAAGGCACAAACAUGUUUAGCUAGUGUCCUUUUGAGGAACCAGGAGAGGUUCGCUCGCUGGGUAGAUGUAUGUUUUUCAAAAAAGAUUGCAUUAUUAUGAUAACGAGCAACUCGCAUAGUCAAAGUCAACUGACACCAUGUUUGAUCAUUCACUACCUUAAGUAUCCUACGCCGGGCUUAAUUCCGCCACCCAUGGAAAUUUGGUGUAGUAACCACUACCUUGCAAAAAUUAAUGCCUCUUACAGCCAGCAUAAAAAAGGCGGAUAAGAUGCUUUCACGAGCCCGCGAAAUGAAGAUUUCCCUUUCUAUUGUAUGAGAGAGGUCAGGUGUAAAAAUAAGCAGAUAUUAAUAUAAAAAUAGCUAGUCGUUAGUCCGUGGAAAAUCCACGGGUUCGCCCGUCCUUUUUAUACCGCAUUGCAUG